GGGCGGGGAGCUGGCUUCUGCUAUUCUGGCGCUGCUGCCUUCCCCAGCCAGCGGUGGAGGGGACCCGAGAGCACCGAGCCCCCAGCCCGGGCACCAGGCCCCCUCCUUGCCCACCACCACGGAUGAGGAGGAGGAGGACAGCCAGCACUUCUGGCCCUGGCCUGGCCCAGCAGGGGCAGUGAGCUCCUACCUGCCCCCAGCUUGAUGCCCAGACAGGCCCAGCUCAUGAGCAGCCCCGCCUGCUGACCACCAGCGCACACCUGCCUGUCCCUACCCCCCCACGGCUACAUCAUGUCUGGCUCCUACGACGAGGCCUCACUAGCUCCAGAGGAGACCACUGACAGCUUCUGGGAGGUGGGGAACUACAAGCGGACGGUGAAGCGCAUCGAUGACGGCCACCGCCUGUGUAACGACCUGAUGAACUGCGUGCAGGAGCGCGCCAAGAUCGAGAAGGCAUACGCGCAGCAGCUCACCGACUGGGCCAAGCGCUGGCGCCAGCUCAUCGAGAAAGGACCACAGUAUGGCAGCCUGGAGCGAGCCUGGGGGGCCAUCAUGACGGAAGCGGACAAGGUGAGCGAAUUGCACCAGGAAGUGAAGAACAACCUGCUGAACGAGGACCUGGAGAAGGUCAAGAACUGGCAGAAGGACGCCUAUCACAAGCAGAUCAUGGGUGGCUUCAAGGAAACCAAGGAGGCUGAAGACGGCUUCCGCAAGGCCCAGAAGCCCUGGGCCAAGAAGAUGAAGGAGCUAGAGGCAGCCAAGAAGGCCUACCAUCUGGCCUGCAAGGAGGAGAAGCUGGCCAUGACGCGGGAGAUGAAUAGCAAGACGGAGCAGUCGGUCACGCCCGAACAGCAGAAGAAGCUGCAGGACAAAGUGGACAAGUGCAAGCAGGACGUACAGAAGACCCAGGAGAAGUAUGAGAAGGUGCUGGAUGACGUGGGCAAGACCACGCCCCAGUACAUGGAGAGCAUGGAGCAGGUGUUCGAGCAGUGCCAGCAGUUCGAGGAGAAGCGGCUCGUCUUCCUCAAGGAGGUGCUGCUGGACAUCAAACGCCACCUCAACCUGGCCGAGAAUAGCAGCUAUGUCCACGUGUACCGGGAGCUGGAGCAGGCCAUCCGGGGGGCAGAUGCCCAGGAUGACCUCCGGUGGUUCCGCAGCACCAGCGGCCCCGGCAUGCCCAUGAACUGGCCCCAGUUUGAGGAGUGGAACCCAGACCUUCCUCACACCGCCACCAAGAAAGAGAAGCAGCCCAAGAAGGCAGAGGGGGUGACGCUGACCAACGCCACUGGAGUGGUGGAGACCACAUCCCAGGCUGGGGACCGUGGCAGCGUUAGCAGCUACGACAGGGGCCAGCCUUAUGCCACCGAGUGGUCAGACGACGAGAGCGGGAACCCGUUCGGGGGCAGUGAGGCCAAUGGGGGCUCCAACCCCUUUGAGGACGACGCCAAGGGGGUGCGUGUGCGGGCACUCUAUGACUACGACGGCCAGGAGCAGGAUGAGCUCAGCUUCAAGGCCGGAGACGAGCUCACCAAGCUGGGAGAGGAGGACGAGCAGGGAUGGUGCCGCGGGCGGCUGGACAGUGGGCAGCUGGGUCUCUAUCCCGCCAACUACGUGGAGGCCAUCUAGCUGCCCUGCUCCCCUCCACGCCACCCCUCACUCCUCGUCCACUGCCUCCUCUCCCUACUCUCUCUCGUCCCUCUUCCCUCGCCAUAGAGUUCCAGACAUAUUUUCCGAUCAAGCUUUUAUUUUUUUAAAAGUCAAAACAGAACAAAACAAAAAAUACAGAGACAGAAGCAUUUGCAGGGUCGCCUGGAGGCCAGGGUGGUGGGACUCAGGGUGAUGGCCCCAGGGUAGGUGAGGGUCUUAGUAUUUAGCCCAAAAGAGACAUUACAACAACUGCUCUUCAGAUCCCACCAAAGAGUUUCCCGAACCCUGAGGGUCGUUUCCUGGACCCUUCUCUCCUGCCUCACUCCCCACAGACUACGCUUCCCACCCCUUCCCCCAAAACCCAGGCUGCCAGCCUCUGCCCC
Messenger RNA from Neogale vison (American mink), 2030 nucleotides. It is a transcript of the gene PACSIN1, whose product is annotated as protein kinase C and casein kinase substrate in neurons 1. Gene Ontology annotation, biological process: plasma membrane tubulation; neuron projection morphogenesis; positive regulation of dendrite development. The coding region runs from base 292 to 1626 and encodes 444 amino acids. Gene Ontology annotation, molecular function: phospholipid binding; protein binding. The transcript has 10 exons. The record is from RefSeq and is a predicted model, not a curated record. Lineage: Eukaryota; Metazoa; Chordata; Mammalia; Carnivora; Mustelidae. Gene Ontology annotation, cellular component: plasma membrane; cytoplasm; endosome.